Messenger RNA from Elgaria multicarinata webbii, 590 nucleotides. RefSeq names its product RAS like family 11 member A (gene RASL11A). The transcript has 3 exons. The coding region runs from base 3 to 590 and encodes 195 amino acids. The record is from RefSeq and is a predicted model, not a curated record. Gene Ontology annotation, molecular function: GTP binding; GTPase activity. NCBI's taxonomy places the organism in Eukaryota, Metazoa, Chordata, Lepidosauria, Squamata, Anguidae.
CUAUGAUUGUACGGUACCUAACCAGGAGAUUUAUUGGAGACUACGAACCCAACACAGGGAAUCUAUAUUCAAGGCUCGUUCAUGUAGAAGGCGAUCAAAUCUUCUUGCAAAUCCAAGACACCCCAGGAUGUAUUGAGGUUCAAGAAGACCUAGCGCAGAUGUUGGAUUCGCUUUCCAGAUGUCUAAAGUGGGCAGAUGGUUUUCUCUUGGUCUAUUCGAUUACAGACUACCAUAGCUACCAAGCCAUUAGUUCCCUCUAUCAGCACAUCCGGAAGAUCCGUCCAGACUCUAAAAUUCCCGUCAUCAUUGUAGGCAACAAAGGAGACCUGGCUCAUUCCCGACAGGUGGCGGCAAAUGACGGCCUGCAGUUGGCCAAUGAACUGGGCAGUGUGUUCUUGGAAAUCUCUACCAGUGAUAACUACCAAGGCGUGUGUGAUGUAUUUCAGCAUCUUUGUAAAGAAGUGAGCAAAUUGCACAGCUGUGGCAGCGGAGACAAAAGGCGAUCGUCCAUCAUUCCCCGGCCCAAAUCGCCAAACAUGCAAGAUCUCAAGAGACGUUUCAAGCAGGCCUUGUCUUACAAAGUCAAGUAA